Messenger RNA from Caenorhabditis sp. 36 PRJEB53466, 3036 nucleotides. The record is from the annotation of a GenBank genome assembly. NCBI's taxonomy places the organism in Eukaryota, Metazoa, Nematoda, Chromadorea, Rhabditida, Rhabditidae.
AUGGCUGAUGAACUGGAAAGGCUGCGCGCGGAAGCGGCAAGCCUUUCGGAGCAGUUGGAGCGGGCGGAGGAGAACUUGCAGGCGGCCGCACAGGCAGGACUGACUCUGAUCCAGCAGAAGGACGAGUUGGAGCGGAAGUUGAAGGCGAUGCAGGCGGAGUUGGAUCUUGCAAAGGUCGAAGUCGAUAGAGCUAAUCAGGUCGGCUCUAGAAUCUAUCAUUUUGACGCUAUAAAUUGAUAGGUACCGCAACGGGUUUCACGAAACUCCGAAUUUCCAUAAAAUUUUUGUUGGAAUGUGUUCCCCUACUCUAUAUGAGUACGCUCCCAAUUUUUUUUUCCAAAAUUUUUGGGUACAUCCCGAGUUACGCCCCUUCAAAGUUGCCCUGUUUUCUCCCCGGUUGCAAGUCCGCCGCACGCGUUUCUCGCCUCUGUUUGGUGGCUGAAACCAAAGAGGCAACAUAUAAAUUGAAAAAAAAAAUUCUGAUCUGAAAUUCCAAAACUGAAACAGACGUUUUUCCAGACACUCGCCGAUCAUCGUUCGAAACAUCAGAGGACGACACAAAGCGAGUUGGAAAAUGAAGAAUCGCUGCUGGAAGAGAGUUCUGCGAAAGAAGAGGAGUACCUUCAAAGAAUCGCCAAACUGGAAGAGGAUCUGAAGAAAAAGGAGAAGGAAUUGUCGGAAAAGAAAGAAGAACUGGAGAGAAUCGAGAAAAGUCACACGGCGGAGAUGAACUCGAAAGCGGCGUUUGAAGACGAGCGCCGCAAACUGAGAGCCGAGCUCAAAGACACAAAAGAACGGGAGCAGAGACUGCUGGCGGAGAACGGAGAGCUCGAAGAGGAGAACAUCGGACUGCAGAAGACGGUGGCGAACCUGAGAGGCAGCCAGGUCGAGUACGAGGCCCUCAAAAUAGAUAUGAAUCGAUUGGAGGAGACGAUUGAGUUGCUGAAAAUGGCGGCGGAGGAGAGCGAAGUGCUCCGAGUGAUCGCCGACAAACAACUGGAAGAGGCGCUGCUCACGGCCCAACAGGAACGCGAUCAGCGAUUGGCGAUGAAGCGAGAGCUGGAGCAGACGAGGAACGCGGAGCACAUCAGCAGUCUCAACGACAUGCUCUAUGGACUGGAGAGACUCGGCGAGGACGGCGAACUGCCGGCGCCACAACCCGGAGCCAGCGAUUUGUUCAGCGAGCUGCAGGGAUCGAGUGAUGUGAAGGUGCGCGAGCUCGAGGCGGCCAAAGAGGGACUGCAGGAGGAGUUGAAGAACCGCGAGAAGGUGUUCAUCGAGUUUGUGACCGGAUUGGCCAACACACUCAACAUUCAUAGGCCGACCGGUGAGUGCACAAGUACACGACGCCAUUUUCUUCAAGCAAAUACGUUCCAGAUGAGCUCGACUACAUGCACGCUCGUCAGCAAAAGGACGUUGUGCUCGAGAAGAUUCAGCAGAUGAGCCGUGAGACGGAUCGGCAUGAGCGGGAAGGCGAGGAGAAGAGAUCGGGAGUGGUGAAGGCCGACCUGAGGACUCUGAUGCUGCUCGCCGGAGAGAAGAGCGCUCAAUUGGCGGCUGCACAGGUAAGAGAGCGGAAAAGUUGAAGGAUGAAAUGAAAAGGAUGAAACGGAACUCUUCAGGACGCCAUGAUUCAAGUAUCGGAUCAAUUGUACCAGUUCUAUCACCAGAUGACCCAGAACCAGGGGAUUUCCACAGAGAAGAACGUCCAAGAGGCCAGUUGUCAACUUUAAAACCCCUCCAAAACAUCAAAAACCUCUUCCAGAUAGUCAACAAACUGCGAGUGUUGGCUCGCGAGAACGCAGAAGACGUGCCGAGAGUGUCUCUGGCCGAAGAAGGCGUCGAAAGUGGCACGGAGACGGAUGUGAACGCCUCCAGAUCCAUUCCACUCAACUCGGAUCGUCUCGUGAUCGCGCCGAGCUUUGGAAAAGAAAUUGAAAGAAGAUUGACGAGCUGUAAAAUUGGAGACGUGCUCACCGAAACGGACCUCCGUCAGCGAAUUCUCACGGAAGGAAACGCGAUAUCCCAAACGACAGAUUCGCUCAAAAAGAUGGUCGGAGUGGUGAAGCGGACGUGCGAACAGGCAUUCAAUCAGGCUGUUAUGGCGUCAGGCGCCGAGAAUGAGAUCGAGAUGCAGAAUAUGAAGUUGAGAAGUCUGUUGAGCACAAAGCGCGACCAGAUCUCGACACUCCGCACCGUUCUCAAGUCGAACAAGUUGACGGCGGAGAGCGCGUUGAGUUCGAUGCGCGAGAAGUUCGAGUCGGAGAAGAAGAUGCAGAUGGACAUAACCGAGAAGAUGAGAAGGGAGCUGAAGCAGUUGAAGGAGGACGCGGCGACGUUCGCGAGUCAUCGAGCCAUGUUCACGGCGAGAGGCGAGGAGCUGAAGUCGCAAGUGGAGGAGUUGAGCGCCGAGUUGAAGGCCAACGAGGAGGAGAAGAAGACGUUGAACCAGCUGCUGCGGUUGGCGAUUCAGCAGAAGCUCUCGUUGACGCAACGAUUGGAGGAUGUCGAGGUGGACCGGGAUCGGCAGGCGUUCAAGCGGACGAGUGCGAAAGCGCCGACCAGAGAGGUAGCUCGGAACUGACAAUAGCCAAUUCCAAUGCCCAUUUUUCAGACGUAUCAACCACCGAGAGCGGUUCGUUACCCGGGUCCCGGUGGUACGGGCGCCGCCGGCGGAUCCACCGCCGCAUCGGGACCAUCAUCAUCGGGGGGCUCGAGAGGAGGGCCACGUCGGGGCGACAAUCAGCAAUAGACUGGUUGGGUGAUGACGUGGCGGGAGGAGAAGGCAAAAGGACAGAAGCAUCAUCGCACGUCAUCACCACCACGUGGCCUGAAGACCCUCAUCCAGAAGGAAAAGUGGAAGACGUGCAAUUGACGAUCGAUUCGAUGAUGGAAGAAAUGAGGGUGGAAGCCGAGAUUUCGAGAAUGCGCGCCGCACUUUAUCAACCGCUUUUCGCUGAAAACCAACUCGUCAUCGCUUUGUUCUCACUUCCGCCCAUUCUGAUCUACCUCGCCACGCUUUUGUUCUUCUCCUGA